UUAUUUAAGCACACCUAUUUAGUUUUUUCCAUACCCCAACCUUUCUCAGUUUAAAUAUGGUAUCGCCCAACUGUUGUAUAGGCAACGGCGAGAUUUGAAAGAAGCUGAUUGGUCGAUUCGCGCUUGUAUAAUCCUUUGGUUUUUUGUGCGGAGAGAGGCUUGUCUUGAGGAAGAGGCCAAUAUGGAUCCACCGCGGGAUAUUCAACAUUUUAAACGGAAUAUUGCCACUCGAUCCACGGUAUCAUCGUGUUCCUCUCUCGCCAUGGAGAUCAAGAGAAAGAAAAUAAGAGAAAGCAUGUUUUUUCAAAAUGAGGCCAAAGACCGAGAUAUGAAGCGAUGCAUAAGUGUGCAUAACACGCAGCAGAUAAUAGAAGACAUGAAUUUGUUGUUCAUAACUUCUAAGAAACGAAAGGACCGUGAUAUUCAGGAGAAAUUGGAGUUUGAGAUGCGAAUGAGAGCCGGGGCUUACAAGAUUCUCGUUGCCAGCACUAAAAAAGAGCAUGUGUUGGACGCUUCCAGGAGUCUGUUAACCUGUAAUGCCAGAAUUAAAGCCUACAUGAGUGAAGCCCAGAGGAGGAAAGAGCACCAGGACAUCAGAAGACCCUCAGUCUCUCAGGAUCAAAUCCCUUGUAAGGGAAAGGUAGCCAUAUCUGGCCUGCGAAUUCCAUUGUUUUGGAAAGAUUCAGAACACUUUAACAGCAAAGGGAAUGCACAGCGGGUGGCAGUCUUUUGUUUGAUAAAGAUUGGCUCAGAGAUUUUUGACACUGAAAUGGUGAUUGCAGACCCCUCAAUGACCGAUAUUUGCUUUGAAGGUGUCAAAAUUUUCUCUGAAGCGAAGCCGGACUUUGAACUGACGUUUGAGCUGUAUAGCUGUGGACUGGAGGAGGAACCAACCUUUGUCAACACUCCCAAAAAACUGGCUAGGAAGCUGCGCUUGUCAUUCGGCAGAUCUUCAGGCAGGAAACUCUGCCCUCUUCUGGAUGGAGGAGACCCAGACACUUUCCUCCAGUCCAACCCAAUACCAUUAGGUGCACAGUACUCAUUGUUGGCGUACACCACACUGGGCUUGGAGCAGGCAGAGGGAUCUUUCCAGUCUCAUUCUCUUAUAAUCAUGCAGAAUGUGGAGGCUUCAUGGCUGCCGCUGUAUGGAAACCUGUGCUGUCAGCUGGUGGCACAACCUGACUGCAUGACACAAGACAUGAUGAGCAGUUACCUGAGCCAGCAGCUAAGCAUUGAGGGUUUGCAACGCCACUGUAAGUUAUAUUGUAUGCUGAAGGCUGGACGGAUAUCAUGCUAUUACUCUCCUGAAGAGAUUCAAGCAAAAGUGGAGCCCAGCCUCAUUAUUCCCAUAAACCAGGAGACCCGUAUUCGUGUGGUAGAAAAGGACCACCAGAGGACUGGCUGUAAACUCAACCUGAUAAACCCGGGAAAUGGAGACUCCGUCAGUCAUGUGUUCAUUACUGAAACUCCUGAAGUCUUACAGGAGUGGCUGGAUGCCCUCUGGCAGCACAUUUAUGACCAGGGUCAGUGGCUACAUGCAUGUGACAAGCUCAUGGAAAUUGAGGUUUUGUCACCACGGAAACCCCCACUCUUUCUUACGAAGCAAGCUGACUCUGUUUAUAAUGAUCUGAGCAUCGGGUCCCCUGGGAAAUUUGAAAGCUUGACUGACAUAAUUCACAAUAAGAUUGAGGAAACUGAUGGGCGCUUUCUCAUUGGUCAGGAGGAGGACACAGAGCCGCCUCAUUGGGCAGCGCUGUUUGAAGGAUCCCGGCCAAUGGUAGUACAAAAAACGGUUCUGUCACCAGGUAAAGAAAGCAAUCAAACUAUUACGAGUCCCGUCACGGGCAGCAAAAAGAAGAGGAGAGCUCCUCCACCCCCUCCUGAUAAAUUACCCUUUACCAGCAUCUUAACCAAUCAGGAGAAAGAGAACUGUAAGGGGGCGAGGCCUAGGACAGGGCGACCCUCGCUGGAUGCUAAAUUCUCUGCCAUCAUUCAGCAGUUGCAGAAGAGUCACGCAUCAACACGCAAAAACGCCCCUCUUGGACAGAUCGAGCCCUGUCAGCACCCUUGUGUCCAGCAAAAAAGAGAUGACGAGUCAGAUAUACCAGAGAAUCCUGGGAAAGAAUACAGUCAGGUCCCUCAGCGACCUGUGCCGGCCCCCAGGAACAAACUGAGGAUGUCAUUCAGAGAGAAGAGGAACCCAAAAGCCUGGUGAAUCAAUGAGGCAUGAUGCAUCUCUUUGAUUAAUGAUCUGUUAUGGAAAGAUGAAACGCCCUUGGACUCAUAAGGAGAUACACACCCUCUCACACUUUUCUUGAUCCAUAUCAAGGGUCAGGAGAAUGUGGAGGAGAAUGUGAAUGUAUACAUUGCCUCUCUUGUUUGUUCUAGCUUGAACAAACAACUAUAAUCAGAAAGGUUUAAAAAUAAACCAUUUUAAUCGCAUUUUAAAUAAC
This is a messenger RNA of Rhinichthys klamathensis goyatoka, 2453 nucleotides long. It is a transcript of the gene rtkn2, whose product is annotated as rhotekin 2. Gene Ontology annotation, biological process: signal transduction; positive regulation of cell population proliferation; hemopoiesis. NCBI's taxonomy places the organism in Eukaryota, Metazoa, Chordata, Actinopteri, Cypriniformes, Leuciscidae. The coding region runs from base 182 to 2215 and encodes 677 amino acids. The record is from RefSeq and is a predicted model, not a curated record. The transcript is spliced from 13 exons.